Messenger RNA from Drosophila mojavensis, 3410 nucleotides. Its product is annotated as meiosis-specific transcription factor mei4. The record is from RefSeq and is a predicted model, not a curated record. The transcript is spliced from 6 exons. Gene Ontology annotation, molecular function: DNA-binding transcription factor activity, RNA polymerase II-specific; RNA polymerase II cis-regulatory region sequence-specific DNA binding. The coding region runs from base 1677 to 3254 and encodes 525 amino acids. Gene Ontology annotation, biological process: cell differentiation; regulation of transcription by RNA polymerase II; anatomical structure morphogenesis. NCBI's taxonomy places the organism in Eukaryota, Metazoa, Arthropoda, Insecta, Diptera, Drosophilidae.
AAUUAAAUUAAUUAAUUCAUUUAGCAAAUCGAAAUUGCAUUUACGAUUACAGCGACCUAUUUUUGAAGGCAAAGCAGUUAAUGGAUUAUCAGUAGAUAAAGUGGGGUGACGAAUAUCUGGUAUACAGAAAGGAGUUGAUCGACAUCAAGGUUCGAUUCAAAUGAUCAAUUGUCGGAAUAAAGCAAUUUGCAUUACAAAUAGAGGACCAAGAAGUGUUAGGAAUAUUAAAAUCACCCAACACAAGAAGAAAGUCUCUAUCAUUUACAUGUUCAUAAAUUUAUUUAAUACAAGUUACAUAUAUGUAUGUUGAGCAUAAACUUGUACAUCAGAAAAGGGGGAUAUAUGAACGUGUGAUAAAUAAUGAGCACGAUAGGAGAGUUAAUUUAAACCUUAUGACCCCGCAUCAUGAAGGGAUGAAAAGAUAAAGAUUCAGAAAGGAUAUGGGUUUAACAACAAUUAAAACCCCUUCCUCCUUACGCAUCAAACGGUCAAGUCUAUAAAUAGUGAACAAAAUCUCACUAUUAAAAAUAUUUUGACUUAAGCAUGUUUAUCAGAUUGAACACUAAAACUAUGCAAGAAUAGAUUUUUAAAUUUAGAAUUUAAGCCACGUGCGUUUUGGUAAAUAAGGUACUGCUGAGAAAAGAAUUAUAUAAUAUUUAGUUAUUUGGUCCAAUGUUUGAUGAUGAUUUUAACCGAUAGCAGUUAAAAAUACACCUAAUUCUGCCUGUUAUACACAUUUUAUACCUGGAUUUUACAUUUACAAUGGAUUCAGGGUAUAAAAACAGGUUUUACUCAGUUUAUAAAAUCAUACAUUUUUUUUUGUCUGUUUGAACUGUACCUGCAUUCUAUAUGAUAAGUUUCAUUCGACUUCCUACCCUGUCUAUAAAAAAUUGUACGUACAUAUACAUAUAUUAUCGGGACAUAUUGUGUGCAAUCUACCCUAAACAAGCUAAGAAUGCCCCCUAAACAGUUAGCUGUAAAUAUUGUGCCUUAUUUGAGCAACAAACGAAGUCUCUUUAUAGCACAGGUAUAUUGAAUUAAUUUAGCUGAGCUAAUCUAAUAAAUCCAUAAUAUGCAGAUAUUUUAUAGACCACAGAACAAUGAUUUAAUAUAUUUGGUAAGUCUACACAUUUUACAAUUACAAAUGACUCAUUUGAUGCAGGGUAUACAAAUAGGGGUUGAUAUAGGGUUAUGUGCGACGCUUUUGUCCCUUCGGAAAUGGACGGUGGUCGAUGUCAGCUCGUUGUUUUUCGGCUCAGUCCACGAACAGGUACAUAUGUAUAUGCAUAAUGUAGUAUUUUUAGCGGUUCGGUUGACGCCUGUUUAGUAGUUGCGCAGUGGCGUCAACAUUUGGGGUAUAAUAGGGAUAAUACGUUAGUUACCCGUUUGGUCACAAACAGGCUGGGUCACUGAACUUUUCUGACCAUUUGCGUGUAGCCAACAGUCACCUGACCGCCCGUUCACACAAUACAUUUAGCUUUCAUAUAUGACCAAUAUUCCCGGUUAGGAAUUUUACUCAAUAUAUAUAUGUAUAUUUGGUUAUUUUUUUGUAUGGCUACAUAUAGGGGUAGCAAUAGCUUGCUGACCAGAGAGACAAUAGGGUACACAGGUGUAGUCGAACUGGUACAACUGCAGUGUAAUUCAAGCAGCUCGUCUGAAACAAUUGACAAGGAAAUAUGAUUAGCUCGAAAACAAAUCUUGGAGGAAACGAUGCGCAGAUCUCUGGAUACUUGCGUAUCGCAAAAACUCCAGAAAUUGAUGAUUCUGACGAGGAGCGUGAGUUAACAAAUUUAAAUUGGUUAUUACGUAAUCAAAAUCUGACAUGGUCAAAGACAAUUGAUGCCAACUCCGAGGAUGAUAUCAAUAUUCAAGCUGGCAAUCGGAAUCUGACUACUGAGAUUGAAAGUAUUAAUCCUCAAAAGAUAUUAAAACCGUUAGAACUAUGUUCUUCGAAAAAUUCAGCAAAUAAAUCUUUUAUCCGAAACCUUAUCAGCUGCCCCGAAUCCAGAAAACAAAACUCAUCAGUAUUGUUAAAGCGUCCAACACCAGCGGAGAGAUACGAUAUUUUUAUUAACAAAAUUAAAAGCGAUUUGGCAGAGUAUGAAAAAUCUGCUAAUAUAUAUAAGACAGAUGUAACUCACAAGCCACCAUUUAACUACUCCCAUAUUAUUGGGAUGGCGAUGCUCGAAAACGGACGGGUUACACUUCAGCAAAUUUGUGCAUGGAUUGAGUCAAAAUUCGCAUUUUUCCGAGUGCGUAAAAAAUGGAAUGGUAGUACUGCUCACCAUCUGUCCGUCCAUGUCCUUGGGACUAUUUCACUAGAAACAAAGCUAAUGAAAACUGGGACACUACCAAGUGCAAGACAACUCAUGAGUCGUAACGAAAUACUUUAUCUGAAUUCGAUUAGGCAUAAUCUGUCGUUGCAUCAUUGCUUUCGCAAUCGUAAACGUGAGGAAAAGGGCAAAGGAGGCUAUUGGGAACUAGGAGUGGAUCUAAGAAAAUGUGAUAGAAAACGGAUAAGAAAUCGCAAAUCAACCAACUCAAAGUCAAAGCAUUCAUCGCCAGAGACUAAAAACUGUCAAACUCUUUUAACAAAAUGCCAGUUGGCCAAUUCGAAAAAUGCCGGAAGCCCUCAGGAUCGGUCUCCAAGCCUGUCAUCACAUUAUAUGCUGAAUGAGAAGCCACAACCAUCUAGUCCUACAAAAAAUAGUGCUGAAUACGAUGUACGAUUGGAUUGCCUGACCGUAACUGAAGUAGAGGUGGGCCUAGGUGGUGGGCUGACAUUAUCAAACGGUUCACACGAUCGUGACGCCCAUUUUCUAUACCCAGAUUCCUCAUUCACACCUUCUUCAAACAAUGAAGCUUUUCUACCGCAUCAAUAUGAGCUAGGCACCAUUAUAAUUAGCACCACGGGCAUUAUCGAUGACUCUUCGUGCAUAAAUAGUAUAAUCAAUAAUAAGUUGGACUGUUCUAGUAUGAUCUAUACCGAGGAUGACAUUCCAACAGCUAGUGAAAAUGUUAUCAUAUCGUCAAAUAAAAUGGAUUCCAAUAAGGAAAGUAAUAUAGCAUUGGUAGCACCUAUCACCUCCAAUUCUGAGAUCACGAGCAAUGUUCCCAUUAAUUAUGACUGCUCUAAUUUUCGACCAUACAUUGACUGCAUUGACGAGUCAUAUAAUUACCUACAUAGCAAUGAGUUAAAUCGCAAUGAGGAUAUUUUAGAUAACCUUCUGGACGACUGUGCUAGAGAUUAUUGAAUGACAAAUAUCGCCAAAUAAAAAUGUAAACUUCUUCUAAUACAGUAAUCAGUUGACUUCAUUUUCUUACAUUAUCUAUUAAUACCUCAGAAUCUAUUAUUAAUACAAUCAGGUACCCUAAUAAUGUUUGUAACAGGUAGAAGGAGGUGUGGCAGA